Molecule: messenger RNA, 3278 nt
Organism: Panicum virgatum (switchgrass)
Lineage: Eukaryota; Viridiplantae; Streptophyta; Magnoliopsida; Poales; Poaceae
Product: protein FAR1-RELATED SEQUENCE 5-like
Exons: 2
Coding region: 1221-1967 (248 amino acids)
Source: RefSeq, a predicted model, not a curated record
CGCAUCUCGCCGACAGGCACGGGAGGGCAGCUGCGGCCGCAGCUGGACCAUCGCGACUUGUGUCCUCCCUCCCCGAUCCGCAACUCCUUCCUUGCAGGUUUGCAACUUUUUUUCGUGCUCUUUCCUUCUCAUCUACUCAAUCUAAUCCUCCUAAAUCUGCGCAAAUCUUCCCUAUGAUCUUCAAAUUGUAGAUAAUUUUUUAUGUCCAUCUAUAUAUUAGUGCAAAUUUGUUGCAAUUCACACAAGUUGCUAGCAGUUUUGGAUGGUGCCUCUUGACUAAUGAUCAGUAAAUAAACUAUUAGGACUUAAUUUCGUCUAAUAGAUCAACAGGAUAGGUGCCCCCUUACAAGACUCUUCUGAACAUAUAGGUUUAUGGAUUGCGGUCCAGAGAUGGCAACUUGUGUUCAUUUUUUUGUGAUAACUUGUGUUUCCUCAGACUGCAGCUUAUCUACAUUUUGAGUUUUUUGUAUGGCAAUUUGUGUUCAUUUUUUUGUGGCUACAAAAAGAAACUUGUAUUGUGCUAAUUAGUAUUUGUGUGCCUUCCUAUAUACAUUAUGAGUUUCCUUGCAUGACAACUUAUACUUAAUAUUUGUGUUAUUUAGGUGCAAUAUGACUUGUAGUGGGGUUUUUUAUCUAAAUUCUGCACCACUACAAGAGCAUGAUUUCCUUGCAGCCCCUUCAGAUCUUGAGUUGUAGCAAGUUUCUGGUGCAGCUUUCCCACUGAUGUGUGUUGCAGGUGGUGCAGGUGCACAUGUGUCCAGCAGCAACUUGACUCUCCCUGUAAUAUCCAAUGAAACCCUUCAUCUGUCAAGCAACUCAGCUCCUCCUGAACUGGCAACUUAGCAUCAAAGGUGCUCCCAGCUGAAUCUGGUGGUGUGACAGUUCCCACGGCUGAGACAACCGCAGAUGGAGUUGAUGUUGAGGAUGAUGUUGAGGUUUUAUCCACUCCGUAGGAACCUUUUGUAGGCAUGUCUUUUAAUAUUUCUGAUGCUGCCAAAGACUAUUACAAUUCCUAUGCCCAUCAUACAGGUUUCUCUAUAAGGAUCGACACAUCCCGUGAGUCGAAGAAGGCCAAUGAAAAGACAAAGUAUAUCUAUGUUUGCUAGAAGGCUGGGGUCAAUAAAAAAGAGAAGGUUGCUGAUGAUGGGCCAAUAACUGAGAAAAAGAUUGUGAGGCAAAGGCGCAGGGAUUAUGUAGAUAGGACGCACUGCCCAGCUCGCAUGAUUGUGAGGAAGACAUCCCAUGGACACUGGGAGGUUGUGAACUUUGAAAGGGAGCACAACCAUGAGCGCUUAAGAAAAUUCUCGCUCACAAAAUACUUGAAGUCCCACAGAGACAUACCAGCUGAAGAGAAAGAGUUCAUCAAGUUGCUCCAUGGAUGCUGCAUCACGACAACUCGUGCUUACCAGAUAAUGGCUGAGUUAUAUGGAGGUAUUGAAAACUGUCCAUACACCGAAGGUGAUGCUAAAAAUUUGCGUGUUGAGUACUGCGCUGAAUAUAGAGGUAAAGAUGUGAAGGCGACGCUUGAGUACUUUGAAGAAUUGAAGAAUGAAGAUCCGGAAUUCUAUUAUAGUUACACUCUUGAUGAGUUUGACAGGGUUGAGAAUCUGUUUUGGGUGGAUGGUGCAGCAAGGAGAACUUAUGAGCUGUAUAGUGAUUGUUUGUCCUUUGACACUACUUAUUUGACCAAUGCCUACAACAUGCCAUGUGCUCCUUUCAUAGGGAUUAACAUGAAUGGCAUAACAAUCCAGCUGGGUUGCGGCUUUCUGAGGAAUGAGAAGACUGAGGGUUUUGUCUGGCUGUUUACUGAAUUCAAGAAAGCAAUGGGCAGCAGGGAUCCUGCAAAUAUAAUAACUGAUCAAGAUAUUGCGAUGAAGGUUGCUAUCGCAGAGGUAUUUGUCAAUUCAGUUCAUAGGAAUUGCCGUUGGCACAUUAUGGAAAAUGCUAGGAAGACAUUUCUUGGAUAGCAAGGGGGAUGGUAAGCAAGAGUUGGCGGAUGACUUCAAGGAUUGUAUUGACAAUAGCUUCACGCUGGCAGAGUUUGAGCAGAAGUGGCAGGCUUUUCUGGAUAAAUAUGAGCUCAACAAUGAUGAGAGGUUCCAACAUUUGUAUGACAUGAGACAUUGUUGGAUCCCUGUGUAUUUCAUGCAUUGUUUCUUCCCCUUCCUCCAAACAACAGCACGGAGUGAAGGCUUCAAUGUUGUCCUGAAGCGCUAUGUCAACCCAAAGAACUCGAUACUCAAUUUUGUGCAGCAAUAUAAGAAGAUACAACAAAGGAUUUUCAGGAACCAAGAUUUGCAAGAGGCGGCCACAGCCACGAAGGUCCCACGCUACUUGACGGGGCACCCUAUGGAGCAUCAGAUGAAGAAAGCGUAUACAAGGAGGUUGUUCAAUGUGUUUCAACACGAGCUGCAGCUAAGUUCGAGCUACUAUGUUGUUCGUGUUGAAGGGGAUGACUUGAUAGAUGUUCCGUACAGGCGUUGCCCCGAUCUGUUGUAUGGGACACGGACAUUCAGGGUCACGUCGUCCAGGGUGGAGGGCUUAUAUAGCUGCACUUGUUGCAAGUUUGAGAGAGAUGGAGUGCUUUGCUGCCACAUAUUGAAGGUUUUUGAUGCCCUUGCAGCCCGCGAGGUGCCUGAUCGGUACAUUCUCCCUCGAUGGUCAGUUGAGCCAGUGGUUGAUAGUGGGGUGGAAGUUGCCGCUAACGAGCCUCUUCAAGAAGCCCAGAUUACAGACCACGGGAAGCAUGUUAUACGUUACAGCAGGAUGUGCACAAACUUUAAUAAGAUUGUGAGACCUUUUAUGGCUGAUGAUGAGGGGUAUGGCAUAGUCUCAAAACAAGUGGGUGCCCUACAAUCUAAGCUUGUUGCUUUGGGGAAAAGGAGAGCGUCAAGUGUUCUUCCGGGGCUGGAAUGUGAACAAGUUGAUAUUGAACAACCCACUGCGCCAAGGCCGCAGAACAAAUCGCGCAAAAAAACAAGCUCAUCAACCGGAGGGGUGGGGAUCCAAAUCUGUCACAACAGCCUAAUAGUGCAUAUUGUCUUAACUGAACGUAGCAACUUAUACUUCCUUGCCCCUAGCAACUUCUACUCAUUCAGCCUAGCAACUUGUACUCCUUGUUCUAGCAACUUGUGUGUAUUACUCUUAAUAACUUGAAAUUGUUUUGACUUUCCAGGCUCGCAUGUUGCUGGUGCUGAGAUUGGGGACCCACCAAUAACAAAGAAGCAAGGGCGUCCAAGGUCAAAGAGAUACAAGACAGGGUUGGGGUUGCUUCCCCC